Molecule: messenger RNA, 2293 nt
Organism: Tuber aestivum (summer truffle)
Lineage: Eukaryota; Fungi; Ascomycota; Pezizomycetes; Pezizales; Tuberaceae
Source: the annotation of a GenBank genome assembly
GAGAUGGAGAGGGUGAAAAUGAGGGUGAGAAGGAAGAGGGGCAAAUAGCAACCUGAUUACCGUACCGUAUUCUGUUUUUCUUUUUUCCCUUCUUUUUCCUGCAGCCUCCAGUGCAGGGUCGCAACGCGGACGGCAGGCGGAUUAGGCCAUUUACCCCUCCCCCUCCUCUCCUUUCUCGUCCCUCUCCCCGUAUGAUAGAAAGCAUUAUUCCCAUCUUAGCCCGAACUCACUCGCACCACCACUGCCUAUCAUACCAUACCACCACCAGCAGGCCCCGGUUCCUGCCUUCCACCUAACCCUCUACCGUUACCAGACUCCCAUCGUCCCUAGACCAGACUUCAUACAAGCCGCUUUGUCUCUUGAACCUUUCUCCACCGUACGUACAGUACCUCCAUCCUCCCCCCCUUGCAGCACGUCCACUUCUACCGCCACCCCUUCCUUCCUUUCGCUACCCGGCGACCGGCUCUCCGCAUUUAUCUACACUCCAUCAUCGGUCCUCUGCCAUCGAGUGACCAUCCGGAAAGCAAACACCGAACAUUCCCUGCCUCAUCCAUCCAUUCUCCAUCCCGCCACUGACACCAACCCCUCGAAAUCGCAACGCAGUGGUCCACCUCAGACGCUAUCACCUCCCCGGUUAGAUUUCCAGUCGGUAACAGCUUGUGCCAGCUGCUGGAAUCCUCCCCCCUACGACAAACAUCACCCAUCCUCCCUCUAGCAACGGCGUUUCGCGAUGGGUAAAACGUGAGUGUUUGCUUCCCGUCUUGUCUGCCUUUGCUUGUGCUACAUGGAUUCUCACUGCGGCUGUUAUGGAUCCACUCGCCCCGCAAUACUGGUCAUGUGAUGGGCUUAAUUUUGCCCAUAUUACACGUUUGCUCAUUUGCUGAUGUCUGGUGUUCCAGUCAGUCAAAGCUCACUCAGGAUCAGUUGCAGGAGUUGCAGAAGGCCACACUUUUCGAACGUAAGGAACUUCAGCAAUGGUACAAAGGUUUGUCGGAACAUCUUCCCCACCCAAUUUCUUAUUCCUUCAUCCUACUGUAGCUAUGAUAGCCAGUGGGAAAUAUCAGUCUCCUUCGCUCCAAAUCGCCAUCUCCCCCGAGCUCGGAUUGAUGAUUUUUCUUCUUCCCUUCAGGUUUCCUCAAGGACUGCCCUACUGGGUCUCUUGGAAAAGUCGAAUUCCAGAAGAUCUACAAGCAGUUUUUCCCCUUCGGUGACCCGACUACUUUUGCGGACUAUGUCUUCAAGGUGUUUGACGCGGACAACUCUGGUCAGAUUGAUUUUAAGGAGUUUAUCGUCGCUCUGAGUGUCACCUCACGUGGAUCCUUGGAGGACAAGCUCAAUUGGGCGUUUCAGCUCUACGAUAUUGAUGGCGAUGGAGAGAUUAGUUACGAGGAGAUGUUGAUGAUUGUGGAGGCUAUCUAUAAAAUGGUGGGUUGACAGUGCGUUAGCCGAUCGUUCACUGCUGCGCCAAGAUCCAUGUUGGCUAUCCUAACCACAAUAGACUCUCCUCCCCGAACCCUGUUCCCCCCUGAACUUGCAACUAACGCUAUCAAUGAUCUCAUAGGUCGGAUCUAUGGUAAAACUUCCUGAGGACGAGGACACACCUCAAAAGAGAGUUACAAAGAUUUUUAAGAUGAUGGAUAAGGAUGAGGUACACAUCUCCAUGGACUCUAGGGCUAAGCAAUAUAACUAACUAGGAGCUUAGAACGGAAGCUUGACCCUAGCUGAAUUCCGUGAAGGAAGCCAAAAGGACGCAACCAUUGUCUCUGCUCUAUCCCUCUACGAUGGGCUCGUCUAAUGCUUGGCGCUAUUUUCUUUUCUUUUUUUCCCCUCCCCAUUUGGUCUCUUCACUGUUCCUAUUCCUUUUUCUCCUACAUUUCUUUGCUCGCUCACAGGUGCUUCCUGCGACAUCGAGAUCACGAUAUCUUGCGCUCGCAUUCCUCUUACCCCUCCCGAGCCUAGAGUUCGAAUAACUAGUAUCUAGCCAUAGCUCGAAGCCUUUAUAUGGUCACAUGAUGAAUUUCACUUCAGUUUACCGGUAGUUCAGAGAGGGAUCGCCGAAUUUGUGUCGUUGCCUGUUUCAAGUUGGUGCGAAGCUCAAUGGGCAUGGGUUUCUCUUGGUUUCCUCUUCUCUCUCCAUUUGUGUCUUUUCAAGUCUAUGGAAGUUCAAAGAACGGAGCCCAUGUUGGAAUUGUCUUUUUCAUUGCUCUUCACUCGGCUUUGUUUGUGUGGGGAGCUCAACGCAGUCUUCCGACCUUGUUUAUUACCCAACUUGCCAUUUCCGGGGUUAAGCUAU